This is a messenger RNA of Gastrolobium bilobum, 2461 nucleotides long. RefSeq names its product probable DEAD-box ATP-dependent RNA helicase 48. The record is from RefSeq and is a predicted model, not a curated record. Gene Ontology annotation, molecular function: nucleic acid binding; RNA helicase activity; ATP binding. Bases 95 to 2293 code for a protein of 732 amino acids. NCBI's taxonomy places the organism in Eukaryota, Viridiplantae, Streptophyta, Magnoliopsida, Fabales, Fabaceae. The transcript has 10 exons.
UUUCGUGUGUUCACUAUGUCGGGUGUGGUGAGCUUAAACCCUUAAACCCUUAAAACAUUUGUUGUUUAUCGAGGUUGGUGGUUACGGCAGAAGUAUGCGGUGGUCGAUGAUUCGGGAAGGGCGGAAGGCAUGGUGGAACUUGACGGUGGUUCGUAACAUGGGCGGUGGUCCUCGCACUUUUCCGGGGGGAGUAAACAAGUGGAAGUGGAAGCGGAUGCACGAGAAGAGAGCCAAAGAUAAAGAGCAGAGGCUUCUCGACCAAGAGAAGCAACUUUACGAGGCUCGCAUUCGCUCCCACAUCCGCUCCACCGUCUCACCUCCUUCUUCCACCGCCGCCGCCGCUACUCACAGCCCCAUUACUCCACACGACCAUAUCAAGUCUCUCGCCAAUCGCUUUAUGACAGAAGGCGCCGAAGAUCUCUGGAACAACGACGACGGUCCCUUAACCCUAACCCCAACCCCAACCCCAACCCCAAUCCCAUCGCCGCCGGUGAAUUUGCGCAAACUGAUAACCCAACCUUCGAAUCGGAAUUUAACGAAUUAUACGCAGACUAGGGAUUACAGUUCUGCUCUUCAGGUUAGAAAUGUGGCUAUCGGCAGCAGCAAGCGGAGAUUUUGGAGAAACGAUAAUGAUUCUUCUUCCAGUGAGAGUGAGAAUGAAAUGGAAUGUGAGAGCAACUAUUCGAAGAUGGGUAGUAGUGCUUCUUUGGGGAAUUACGAUGUGAAGAGGGAGAAGAGGGUGAUGCCAAAGUCACACGACGAUGGAAGUGAUCUUUCGCAGCAGGUUGAGUUGAUCAAGUUUCAACUUAAUCACAGGAAGUUGACCCAGAAUGAGGAGCACCACGGUGAGGGUGAGGAACAACAAAGCAUCCUAAGUCAGACAAGAUUUGACCAGUGUGGUAUAUCGCCGUUGACAGUCAAGGCACUUUCUUCUGCUGGUUAUAUUCAUAUGACCCGGGUACAAGAGGCUAGCGUCAAAAUUUGCCUUGAUGGUAUGGAUGCUUUAGUCAAAGCUAAAACUGGCACAGGGAAAAGUGCAGCUUUUUUGCUUCCUGCUAUUGAAACAGUUCUGAAAGCUAUGUGUAGCAAUACCUCUCAACGUGUGCCUCCAAUACUUGUUCUAGUUCUCUGCCCCACCAGAGAACUUGCUAGUCAAAUUGCUGCUGAAGCAAAGGUUAUACUGAAAUACCACAAUGGCAUUGGGGUGCAGACUCUAGUAGGAGGUGUACGAUUUAAAGUUGACCAAAAACGCCUUGAAUCAGAUCCAUGUCAGAUACUUGUUGCUACACCUGGUAGGUUGCUGGAUCAUAUUGAGAAUAAGUCUGGAAUAUCUGUACGAUUAAUGGGCUUGCAGAUGCUUGUACUUGAUGAAGCAGAUCAUUUACUGGACCUAGGAUUUCGAAAGGAUAUAGAAAAAAUUGUUGAUUGUUUGCCCCGUCAAAGACAAUCCUUGCUGUUUUCGGCAACCAUCCCAAAGGAGGUCCGUCGUAUAUCUCAGCUUGUUUUGAAAAGGGAACACACAUUUGUCGAUACAGUUGGAAUGGGUUGUGUGGAAACUCCUGUCCAGGUAAAGCAAUCUUAUCUUAUUGCCCCACAUGAAUCACAUUUUCAAAUAGUAUACAAUAUUCUGAAGGAGCAUAUCUUGCAAGCACCUGAUUAUAAGGUUAUUGUUUUCUGUAUAACUGGGAUGGUUACAUCUCUCAUGUAUCACCUUCUCCGGGAAAUGAAAAUGAAUGUUAGGGAGAUACAUUCUCGAAAACCUCAGCUCUAUCGAGCUCGCAUAUCAGAUGAGUUCAGGCAAUCCAGACAACUGGUUCUUGUCUCAUCUGAUGUUUCAUCACGUGGAAUGAAUUAUCCUGAUGUUACUUUAGUCAUACAGGUGGGAAUUCCUCCUGACCGUGAACAAUAUAUACAUCGUCUUGGAAGAACAGGACGAGAAGGCAAAGAAGGGGAAGGCAUAUUGUUGAUUGCUCCAUGGGAAGAGUAUUUUUUAGAUGAAAUCAAGGAUCUCCCUCUAAAGAAAUUCCACUUACCAGAUAUAGAUCCACAGACAAAGCUUAAGGUUGAGCGUUCAAUGGCAAAGAUUGAUAAUGACAUCAAAGAAGCAGCUUAUCAUGCUUGGCUUGGUUAUUAUAACUCCAUCAGGGAAAUUGGGAGGGAGAAGACCACUAUAGCUGAGCUGGCAAGCCAAUUUUCUGAAUCAAUUGGUUUACAGAGGCCUCCUGCUCUAUUCCGAAAAACUGCACUAAAAAUGGGUUUGAAAGACAUUCCUGGCAUUAGAAUUCGUAGAUAGCUCGACAGUGGGCACAGAUAGGUAAAGUGAAAUACUAGCGUGCAUGGGAUAACUAGAGAAGUGUCGAGGAUAACAAUAUUAUACUGAAUUAUGAUUUAGAACUAUAGGUCGUUGAAUUCAUGGUUUCACGAUUAGUCAAUCGUUAGUGCUGUGAGACCCUAUGCUAAA